UUCCACCAUCCAUCGAGCCAAAGAAGGAGGAGCACGUAGUGACGGCAAACUCGAUUCUUUUUACUGACUCAAGUUGUCCUCCAGUCAGUCUGUGGAAGACUCGCCAGUUUUGAACGACUCGCUCUUCUCUGGUUGUCCGCCAUUGCUCCACUGUCACACAUACCGGCCCAGAGCAGCUCGGGCAGUCUCCAGUACACGCAAGCAGCCACGUAACGAAGACAUGUUCUCCUGCAGAGCGGCCUGGCAAAGGUGUGGACCUUUGGCGAGGACAGCAGCCUUCAACUUGCCGCGGAAUGGUUUGCAACGAAGGCAAAUGUCAUAUAUGCCUGGUGGCUCUGGAGAAAACAUACUUUACGCUGUGCUGUGUGGCGGAGCAUUUGUUGGUGCUGUGACCUACGUAUACAAGGCUGUGACCACUGACAAUGCCAAGUACAAAGAUCGCAUUGAGGAAAUCGGUGCUAGACACAAGGGCGAGUGGGUUCCCAAACCAUGGCCUCCUCAGAGCAGGAAUGAUGAUGAGGAUGGUCCAGAAGAGGAGGCAGUUGAAGAUGUCAGUCAAGAAGGAGGUGGUGAUGCUGAGUCGGAGACUGAGCCGGAAGGAGUUGUAGAAAUUGUUGCUGAGGUUGCUGUGGUGGCAGAGGAAGUUGCGGAGGCUGCCCAAGAAGUGCAGGCUGAGACAGACGAAGUGCCCCAAGUAGCAGAAGAUGUUGAGGAGACUGCCCAUGCCAUUGCCGAACAAGUUGCUGCUGAGGACCCUGAAAGCAACGUGCUGCUGACAGUAUCCCCUACGCCGGAGAUAACUGAAGUAAGGGAAGAAGCAGUGUGUGCUGAAGUUGCUGAUGAGGCAGCACCAGAGGAUAUACCCCCUCCACCAGAAGAAAUUAGAUCCGUGGAUGAAUGUUCACCUGUGAUAAUGGAAUACAAGGAGGCAGAUGAAGACAUCUCAGGGCCAACAAAAGCUGUAGCAGUAGUGGAGGAGCUUCCAACACUAUUAAACCUUGCACCAGUGAUUGAGGAAGUUCUCAUACCUGUCGCGGCUACACCAAUACUUGAGGAGGCCGCAAUAAUUAUGGAAGCUCCACCUGCAAUAGAAGAAACGUCUACACUAGUGGAGACUGCAACUGCAGAAGAGGUUGCACCAGUGGUUGAGGAAGUUCUCAUACCUGUAGAGGCUGCACCAAUGCUUGAGGAGGCUGCAAUAAUUUUGGAAGCUGCACCUGCCACUGAAGAAACCCCCACGCUAAUGGAGGCUGCUACUGCAGAAGAGGUUGCACCAGUGGUUGAGGAAGUGCUCAUACCUGCAAUAGAAGAAAUGUCUACACUAGUGGAGACUGCCACUGCAGAAGAGGUUGCACCAGUGGUUGAGGAAGUUCUCAUACCCGUAGAGGCUGCACCAAUGCUUGAGGAGGCUGCAAUAAUUUUGGAAGCUGCACCUGCCAUUGAAGAAAACUCUACACUAGUGGAAGUUGCAACUGCAGAGGACGUUGCACCAGUACUUAGGGAAGUGCUUGCACAUGUUGAGGAUGUCUUGGCCGCAUCUGUGAUUGAGGAGGCUCCAUUAUCAGUUGUGUCACAAGUUGUGGAGGAGGAUCCUACCCUGUUAGAGGAACUACCAGUAAACGAGGUAGCUCUCGCACCAUUUGUGGCUGCACCACUGUUGGAAGAGGCCCCUGUGACUGCAGACACAGCACAAACCGUUAAAGAACCAUUGGCAGAAGUGAUUGAGGAGGCCCAUGCACCAGUAAAGUUAGCCUCAGUUGUUGAGGACUCCACGUUACCAAUACAGACUGAACCAAUCAUUGAGGAUGUUCCUCCAACAGAGGAGGCUGCUGUCGAAUCAAAUAUCAACCUAACUAGCCUGAUAGCGGGAGACGCAUCGCCAGCUCUAGUGGAGACCCGAGAAGAAGAACCCAAACGGGAGUUCAUUGUUGUGGUUCUGGAAGGAACACCCAAGGUAGAUAAAUCACCUAGGGUUCUAGGAGUGGCACCGAUAAGUGAAAUAAUUAUCCCAGCUCCAGAAGAUGAGGACAAGCGGAGUCUUCUUAGGAUGCAAAUGCAGUAAUUCUGAGGUAACAUUUCCUGAAUGACAACUUCCUGUGUAACAGAAGAAGAGGGGUGUGCCUUUUUCAACUUGUUUUUCCUUUUAUGCACAAAUAGGAUCUGAAAAGGGUGUGCUAUAUUUGCAAUGUGAUAUAUACAUUAAAUAGUUAUUACCUGUACACUGUAGGUGACAAUCCAAGUCUAGGAAGCACUUAAAGGGAGAGUUUUUUUUGGUGAAACAACUGCAGACAUUUUUGAGCCAUUUAUUUUACUGUACGAUACUUUACUAACUCGUGAACACUCCUUGUAUAUGUUCAACAUUUCUUCCAUCAGCCAUGUGAUAUGUUUGUACAGUGUUCUCUACCUACGGUACAAAUCAUUCCAAAUUCAAAACGGUUUCGCUUUGGUUUGUCUUUGACAGCUGCCGUGACUUUGUAGCAAAUUCACCUACCUCAAAUGUUCAUUUCCACAGACCUCAUCAAUGUCAAACACAUUUUAAAGCAACAUUGCACUACACUACGCUGCUAUCAUCUUUAGUUGUCACACUAUAAUAUGCAAUAUGUGGGGUGGCUCAAUAUAUACACACACACACACACAUAUAGGUACAUGUGGAUUAUGUGUAUUUAUGUACUGUAUAUGUAUGUAUGUACAUAUGUGUAUGUAUACAUAUAUACACAUAUACACAUAUAUAUAUAUACAUAUAUGUGUAUAUAUAUAUAUAUAAUAUACACACAUAUAAAUUAUAUAUAUUAUAUAUUUGAAUGGAAAUAUAUAGGGCAUUUUAUAUGUAUAUAUAUAUAUAUAUAUGUAUGUAUAAAUAUGUGUGUGUGUUUAUAUGUGUAUAUAUAUAUGUGUGUGUAUCUAUAUAUAUAUAUAUAUAAAUAUAUAUAUAUAUAUACAUAUGUGUUUAUAUACAUAUAUAUAUGUGUGUGGGUAUAUAUAUAUAAUGUAUAUAUUUUUAUAUAUGUAAAUUAUAUAUAUGGCAUAUAUAUAUUAUAUAUAUGGCAUAUUUAUAUAUAAUAUAUAGCAUUUUAUAUCAUAUAUCUAAGACCAGGAAACUUGGAAUUCAUUAAAUUUGGCACUCAGGGUUUUUUAAACAAAUAACCAUGGAAUGCAAUCUGUCCUAUUUUAAACAUAAAUUCAAUUAAAAGUGUAUUUUUCUAGACAACUUUAACCAUUUGAUGGAAAUGUGCAUUUGUUGUAUGGAUUUACAUCAAUUUUCAAUACUUUUAAUCUCAACUCAAAUGAAAACACAAAGCCCUUCCUGCAAGCUUCCCUUUCCGAGCAGAAAGUUAGAUAUUGUUAGAUAAGGAUCACUUUAUUCAUGGUAACAAUAAGUGAGUGUGGCUGCGCAGGUGGGAGUGUCAAAGCAGGGGGUUGGGAAUUUUGUAAUUGAUUAGACUUUUUUUUCUCUGUAAUUAAAUGUCCUUAAAUUUAUGUGAACAAUGAUCCCACAAACUGAAAAAAGGAGGCAAUGGUCAGCAAUGCACACAUUUAGCGACACACAGGAGCUCGUUCAAGUUUACUUACCUGUCACUCCAACGAUAUGGACCCGCCCCUGUUGCCGCGGGGCCAAUUACAGGCAACCCCACUUUAUAGUCAUCUGUUUGGAUGUAAAAUAGUUCCAGUAGUAGUUUUGUAACACACCGGUAGGAGAGCGAAUUGCCCAUCCUCCACCUCAGUAAAGAAGCAAGAUAUAUAAGUAUUCCCUGCUCCAUCUUUUCACAAAUUUGGGGUGUCAAAGCAGGUUUGCAGCAAGUGCAGAAUGGAAUGUGACGACAUGCCAGUAAAUGUCUGUAAACACUUGAAUCAGAAGUUACAGCUUUGUUGGUAGAGUUUACAUGUUAGUUCUAGUUUUAUUUCCUCAUUUUGCACGUUCCAUUAUUACUAUCCUUCAGUAUUUUAUGUCCCUGGGCUAAAAGCAAUUGGAAAAAAAAACAUGGUAUUUCUUCUAUUGUUACAGAAUAAAAGGAGUUGAAAAUA
Messenger RNA from Nerophis ophidion (straightnose pipefish), 4023 nucleotides. It is a transcript of the gene mgarpa, whose product is annotated as mitochondria localized glutamic acid rich protein a. Bases 221 to 2062 code for a protein of 613 amino acids. The record is from RefSeq and is a predicted model, not a curated record. Gene Ontology annotation, biological process: anterograde axonal transport. The transcript is spliced from 8 exons. Lineage: Eukaryota; Metazoa; Chordata; Actinopteri; Syngnathiformes; Syngnathidae. Gene Ontology annotation, cellular component: mitochondrion.